UCAUCUUUAUCAGGUUCAGUGUAAGGUUGUCUGAAGUCUACUUUCAGUUUGUGUCUGUGUGUUUUCUGUUGUAGUGAAUAGAUUUUUUUCAUCUGUAUUUUGAGCGCACCUGCAGGGUUUUAUUAUCAUCUCUGAAGGUUUCAUCAGUGUGAGAUGAGCGUUCCUCUGCUGAAGGUCGGUGCCGUGUUGAGCACCAUGAUCAUGAUCACUAACUGGAUGUCCCAGAAACUGCCGACACUGGUGGGACUUCAUCAAGACGUCGCUCGACCUGGAACAUCUGAGAAGAUCAUCAGUGUGUUAUAUCCAGGUGAAGAUGAUGGUUGGCAGGUGUAUGGCUCUGUUCAGGAGAAGUGUGUUUGUUCUAUACUCACACCGGCUCAGGGUGUCUGCAGCAGUGACCCACGAUACGCCCGUCUGAGACAGACAUCUGAUCAUGUGCAGAAUGUUUCUCAGUAUAUUGAGAUGUUUAAUUCACGAACAUCUCAAGAUCUUCAGCAACUACGAGACUCCGAGAUGCUCCUCAUCAGCAUGGAGACCAGACUGAAGACAGCCCUUAAUAACCCACAAAGUCUGACAACUACGAGUCUGCAGGAGUUGAGGUGGAGUAUGUCUCAGUUUGGACCCGUGCGGGUGGUUUUAGGACGGAUCUGGGCAGAUGUGGGUCAGUUAGAGUCUCUGAAAGAUGAGAUGGAGAAACUCAAGGGCGCGCUCUUCAUCCUGCAGGAAAGGUUUACAUUACAACACUAUCAUCAGCUUCAACACAAAGCUUUAACACUUCAACACAACCUACAGACCUGCUCCAGACGACUGGGUUGUGGUAGAUUGACAGGUAUCAGCGCUCCUCUCACUGUCAGGUCUUUAGGCUCACGCUUUGGAUCUUGGAUGAUGGACAGCUUGAUUGACAGCUCUGACAGCCGUGUGUGGGUAAUGGAGGGUUAUUUUAAGGGGAAGCGUCUGGUGGAGUAUCAGUCACUCAGUGAUUUUGCUGAUGGACAGAACUUCAUCAUUCAUCAUCUUCCUCAGCCGUGGUCAGGUACAGGUCAUGUGGUGUAUAACGGCUCUCUGUACUACAACAAACAUCACAGUAACGUGCUGGUCCGGUAUCACUUGAGCUCUGGACGGGUUUUGGUCCAGCGGAGUCUGGAUCAGGCCGGAUACAAUAACUCUUUCCCGUACUCCUGGGGCGGAUCGUCAGACAUCGACCUCAUGGCGGACGAGACCGGUCUGUGGGUGGUCUACACAACUCUUCCCAACGGGGGGAACGUGGUGAUCGGUCGCCUUGAUCCCAAUACUCUGGAGGUGGAGCGCUCGUGGGAUACCGGAUUUCCUAAACGCAGCGCCGGAGAAUCGUUCCUGAUCUGUGAAACUCUGUACGUGACCAACUCGCACCUGGCCGGCGCUAAAGUUCACUUCAGCUACCACACCAGCACAUCCUCGUACGAAUACACCGACAUCGCGUUUCAUAACCAGUACUCGCACAUCUCCAUGCUGGAUUAUAACCCCAGGAUAAGAGCGCUUUUCACCUGGAAUAACGGUCACCAGGUCAUCUAUGACAUCACUCUGCUGCACUUCAUCAGGACAUCAAGAGACACCUGGACAACAAAGACAACAGACAGAAAUAUAACCAACUUCAUAUUAUAGAAGAAAAACAUCAUGCAGAUGAGAGAGAGAGAGAGAGUAAAUCAAUGUUAAUGACUUUAUUUUUAACGUUUCUUUUUCUGUAAAAACCCAAGAGAUGUUCAGCAUGAGAUGUUUGGCCUGCUUAUCUUCACACAAUGAAAGCAAACAGACGGUCAAGCUCCAAAAACAACACAACGGCACCAUGAAAAUAUCAUAACAACAGGCCAGAGGAUUCUAAAGCAAUCUUUCAUUCAACUACAAUUCUUUACAAAUUAUGAAACACACACACACACACACACACACACACACACACACACACACAGAUUAAAUGAAUAUAAAGUCCUUUACGUUCCGGUCUGUUAAAAUGCUUGAUGUUUUUUCUCUUUUUAUUGAUGGACUUUUUAUUAAUGAAUAAUAUGAAAGUGAUGCAUGCAUUUCAUUUUAAACUUUAACAUACUGCUAAAAAAAUGUGGAAAUGCAAGUGUUGUGAAUGUACUUCUGUGUUUAAGUAAGAUUAAAUUGAAGAGAAAAACAGUAUAAUAAAUGAUGAAUAAAAGUAUGGGCUGUACUAAA
Molecule: messenger RNA, 2193 nt
Organism: Misgurnus anguillicaudatus (oriental weatherfish)
Lineage: Eukaryota; Metazoa; Chordata; Actinopteri; Cypriniformes; Cobitidae
Gene: olfm2b
Product: olfactomedin 2b
Biological process (GO): signal transduction
Source: RefSeq, a predicted model, not a curated record